CCUGCGAAGGUCUCUAACUGUCUCUGGGUUCCCAAACCCACGACAGUUGACAAUCAUUCCGGUCAGCGAGGCUGCAUAACAGCGCCUGCCAUCCCCAAACCAGCAUUUAUUUUUUCCACCAUACUCUCCUGUCCAUUCUCUCCUCCGCUAGAAUCCCCUGCAAACUGUCCCUUCCCCCGUUUUCCAUCCCUCUCUUUCCACACUUUUCCUUCAUCUACAGUAGGCUUACGUUUCCCCAUGGAUGCUGGGGUUGCAGUUUCAGUAGGAGACAGAUGAGCCGCUCGGGCUCUUCGUUUCCACGAGAGAGCUGAGUUGUUCGUUCCUUUUCCACCUGGGCUUCUUGAUUUUUUGGCUUUUUUCCACAUGGGUUACCUCCACGUCAGUUUCACCUUUUCCAUUAUUUUCAAAAAAGCCACCUGUCUUCUCCUUAUGCCCAGACUCUGCCGCUGGGUUCUUCAUCGCGAUCUUUCCUUGAGGAGGGGUAGCAUUGCCUUUAAUUGCCAGAUUUUCCAGCCAUAAAAAACACCUAUCCCCCAUAUUAAAUACCCCAGUUGCCCUUUCAGCAGUAUAGUUGACGAUAGACUUGUCCACACCCAAAUUUUCCAUACACUCCUUUCCAUUAUUGUCACCAUUAAAGACCCUUGACUUAGAAUGUAUUGGAAUCUCCUUUACAUUUAAUUGCUCUCCACGAUUUAUGGACACAUUUUCAGCAUUCUCACAUCUUCCCUCUCUCUUAUUAAAUUCCGUAUUUUCUCGAAAGAAAAAUCACAUCUUGAUAAAUUAAUAGGCCCAUGAUUCACGCCAAUUUCAGUUUCAGUAUGCAUACCUUCUUCGCGUGAAUGUUUCUGACUCCUCUCCUCGCUUACCAUAUGUUUUCCUGAUUUUUUUGCUAUCCCACCAUUAACUGCUUUUUUUUUUUACCGAUAUUUAAAUAAUUUUAUAUACUAUUAAAUUUAAAAUAAAAUGACACAAUUUUGAGAUUCUCUAAUUUUAAGCAAUUGAGAUAAUCUCACGAAUCCCGCGAUUCAAGCGCCGUGUCGUUUGGAAGUUUGGAACAAUAUCUUCCAUACAUGGGAAUCCGCGAAUCUACCAUGGGGAAAUCUUAUCGGCGCAACACCCAUCCCGACCACUCCAGUUCCAGCUCGAAUAACCAGCAGCUUGUUGCCCAACACUUCUCCAACGGUGAGAACCCCACCAAGGAAGAAGCCAUCGUUAGCCGUGGCGUUGACAACCAAGCUUAUUAUGUGUUGGGCCAUAAGACUGCUAAUGUUCAUGAUCUUUACGAGUUUGGUCAUGAAUUACGACGGGAAGGAUUAGCAACUACUUGUUUAUGCAUCGAGAUUGCCACGGGGAUUGAGUAUGCCUGCAAGUCAAUCUCAAAAGGGAAGUUGACUUCUGAGGUGGGUGUGGAGGAUCUCAGGAGGGAGAUUCAGAUAAUGCACCAUUUGGCGGGCCACAAGAAUAUUGUGACCAUCAUGGGUGCUUAUGAGGAUCCCUUGGAUGUGCAUAUUGUGAUGGAGCUUUGUAGUGGUGGUGACUUGUUUGACGAGAUCAUCAGGAGGGGGCAUUACGCGGAGAGGAAGGCUGCUGAAUUGGGAAAGAUCAUUGUAGAGGUUGUUGAUACUUGCCACUCGCUUGGGGUUAUGCUUAGGAAUCUAAAGCCUGAGAGCUUCUUGUUGCUUGACAAAUAUGAUGAUUCCUCUCUCAAAGCCUUUGAUUUUGGGUGCUCUGUUUUCUUCAAACCAGGCCAAGUUUUCACGGAUAUGGGCCAUAUGCUUCCAAGCGCAUGCUACAUGGCUCCAAGCGCAUACUACAUGGCUCCCGAGGUACUCCAUGGGCAUUAUGGACCAGAAGCAGACAUAUGGUCAGCAGGGGUCAUACUGUAUAUAUUGCUAAGUGGUGUGCCGCCAUUUUGGGCAGAAACACAGCAGGGAAUAUUUGAUGCGGUGUUGAUGGGAGAUAUUGACUUCGAAUCAAACCCAUGGCCUAGUAUAUCUGUCAGUGCAAAGGACCUAAUCCGGAAAAUGUUAUGUUCUCAACCUUCAGAACGUUUGACUGCUCAUGAAGUUUUAUGCCAUCCUUGGAUAUGUCAAGAUGGAGUUGCUCCUGAUAGAGCACCAGUUCCGGUUAUACUUUCUCGGAUAAAACGGUUCUUUGAAAUGAAGAAGUUAAAGAAGAUGGCUUUACGGGUAAUAGCUGAAAGCCUUCCUGAGGAGGAGCUUGCCGGUUUGAGAGAAAUUUUUAAGGCGAUGGAUACCGAUAACAGUGGUGAAAUUACAUUUGAUAAACUGAAAACUGGUUUGCGAAGAUAUGGCUCUAUCUUGAGGAAUUCAGAAAUACUUCAUCUCAUGGAAGCCGUUGAUGUCGACGACAGUGGGACUAUCAACUACGGGAAAUUUAUAGCUGCAACAAUUCCUCUUAACAAACUAGAACGCAGGGAACUUCUUCUUGCAGCAUUUCAAUACUUUGACAAGGAUGGAAAUGGUUACAUUACAAUUGAUGAUCUCCAGCAAGCUUGUGAAGAACAUAACAUGAGUGGUAUUUCUCUUGAAGAUAUUGAAGAUACAAUCAGAAAUGUUGAUCAAGAUAAUGACGGAAGGAUCGAUUAUCGUGAAUUUGUUGCUUUAAUGGAAAAGGGCAAUGGUAGAAUUGGAAGGCAAAUACAACACAAUCUGAAUUUGAGCAAAGGUUCAAUCUGAGGGUCCUGGUUGCUCACAGCAGAGAUGAAUUACACGUCUUACGGUUAAUAUCCUUCAAUAAUGAUUUUAUUCAAACUCUGAACACAAUUAGGGCACAAAAGCUUUCUUUAUUAACAUCCAAAAGACCUCUUUAUUUUUAUGAUUAUCAAGCUGUAGCUUCUAAACUUGCAGUCCUGUAUACUGACUUGGCACAUCGGCUUGCUGUGCAGCAAAGCCAGAAGAAAAUUAGUGAUGAAGCUUUGAGAAACAAUUUUUAUUUUUUAUUUUUAAUGAAUAUUGAGAAACAAUUUCAAUUC
Molecule: messenger RNA, 2995 nt
Organism: Corylus avellana
Lineage: Eukaryota; Viridiplantae; Streptophyta; Magnoliopsida; Fagales; Betulaceae
Product: calcium-dependent protein kinase 26
Biological process (GO): protein phosphorylation
Molecular function (GO): calcium ion binding; protein kinase activity; ATP binding
Source: RefSeq, a predicted model, not a curated record